Armigeres subalbatus is the source of this 14228-nucleotide messenger RNA. RefSeq names its product titin-like. The transcript is spliced from 11 exons. The annotation marks the transcript as partial. Lineage: Eukaryota; Metazoa; Arthropoda; Insecta; Diptera; Culicidae. The record is from RefSeq and is a predicted model, not a curated record.
UGCAACAACAAGGUGGCUACAUUCAGCAGACGUCGACACCGGCCAUCACCUCGGCACCACAAACGCCAUCAGCUCAGCUGUACCAGCAGCAAACACCGAGCUAUCUGGUACAGUCGCCCGGUAUCCCGGCCGAUGCAUCACCCCCUGUGUUUGAGCAGAUCUUCAAAAACUCCCGCUUUGCGCAGGGUGGCAAUGCAUUGUUCGAGGGAAAGCUCAAAGGUAAUCCUAAGCCAGAGGUUUCCUGGACUCGAAAAGGCGCACCACUUUUCGAUUCCUCGAAGCACAAGCUUAGCUACAACCCCUCUACCGGCGUGGUGUCGUUGCUGAUCAAUCAAAUCGGGCCCGGCGAUGAGGGCGAAUACACCUGCAAAGCUAGGAACGCCGUUGGCGAAGCCAUCUGCUCCGUGUUCAUCCAGCCAGAAGGUAUGCCUGCUCCACAGUUCCAACAAAUUAAACGGGAACAGCAAUUGCAGCAGCAGGUUUUGCAGCAAAAGCAGGUUACCAGUCAACAGCAAUACACUAAUGGCUACUCGCACAUAGAAGAGGAGUUCAAGGUUGAUACCUUCGAAUACCGACUGUUGCGAGAAGUAUCCUUCCGCGAAUCAAUCACUCGUCGCUACGGUGGCGAAACGGAUGCCCAAAUAAUCACCACCGUAGAUCGGGCUCUUGGUCCACCAGCACCUCCGCAAAUUAGUCAGAAACCGAGAAACUCCAAACUAGUCGAAGGAUCCGACGCUGUCUUCAGCACCAAAGUGAGCGCCAAUCCGAGACCAAGACUGAGCUGGUUCAAAGAUGGUCAGCGCAUCAUCCCGUCUACCGACAAGCAUGAAAUCACGUACUCGAACCAGCAAGCUACACUACGUAUCAAAAGUGCCAACUCUAAGGACUCCGGUCACUACACUCUGCUGGCCGAAAAUCCACAGGGUUGCCAGGUCUCGUCUGCUAUUUUGGCUAUCGAACCAGCACAGGAGCAAGUCGUUGUUCCAACUAGCCAUGAAACCAUCGAAUCAGCAGAAGCUACCAAAGCUCUAUCGCCACAAUUCGUUACACUGAUCCAAGAUCAAGAAACAACCGAAGGAAAGAUGGCGCGUUUCGAUUGCCGCGUCACUGGACGCCCAUAUCCAGAAGUCGCCUGGUACAUCAACGGCAAGCUCGUUACAGACGAUGCCACUCACAAGAUCCUCGUCAACGAGGCCGGUAAUCAUUCACUGAUGAUCACCAGCACCAACCGUUACGAUCAUGGAAUCGUCACUUGCAUCGCCCGUAACAAGACCGGAGAGAUUGCUUCCCAAGCCAAACUAGUCGUAUGCGAACGCGAACAGGUCGUUGCACCAAAGUUCGUUGAACGCUUUACCACUGUCAACGUGAAGGAAGGUGAACCAGUCCGUCUAUUCGCACGUGCCAUCGGUACUCCGAUCCCACGCAUCACCUGGCAGAAGGAUGGCAUUCCUCUGCAGCAGGGACCGGACGUGCAGAUCCUGUGGGACGACAAUGGUUCCACCACCGUUGACAUCCCUCGAGCUAAGACGUCGGAUGCUGCUUGGUAUCAGUGUACCGCGCAAAACGUUGCCGGCACCACUGCUACCCGGGCUCGUCUCUUCGUUGAAACUCCGAAGGGACCAGCCCCGGAACAGCGUCGUCUUCAACUACCACGGCCAACUAAAGUCAUCCAACCAGAACCCGCACCGGAACCAGAAGUUAUUUUCCUACGUCAUGUCGAAAGAGCUGCUCCGCAUGUGGCACCGAAGGAAGAAGACCGCAUCUACCCACCGCCAAAGUUCACUAUUCCGUUGAACGACGUCGCUCAGGUCGAAGGUGGAAAGGUACACUUCGAAGGUCGCAUCGAACCCGUCUCGGAUCCAACAAUGCGUGUUCAGUGGUUCCUGAAUGGCAACUUGAUUCAAGCAAGUUCCCGUGCCAACACGACGUUCCAGUUUGGGUUCGUUGCCCUGGACCUGCUGACCAUCGUUAUGGAGGAUAGCGGCGAAUACACAUGUCGCGUGUCCAGUUCAACCGGCGUAGCCGAAUCGCACGCCAUGCUGAGCGUACAGCCAAAGCCUCCGAUCGAGUCGCAACACUCGGCAGCCCUGCACCAGAUUCAGAACCUGGAGGAUUACUCCAGGUACGUUCGCACUGAGAGUAUUGAGGAAGUGGUCAACCAGAGACCGGCUUUCACACGCCCACUGCAAGACUUGGGCCAGCUGGAAGAAGGAAGAAACGCUCAUUUUGAGGCUCAGAUUACUCCAGUGAGCGAUCCAACAAUGAGAGUGGAAUGGUACAAGGAUGGCCGUCCGAUAACGGCCAGCUCAAGGAUCACCGCCAUCUUCAAUUUCGGAUACGUCUCCCUGAAUAUUAUGCACCUACGAUCUGAAGAUACCGGUACCUACACUGUGCGUGCCGUCAAUCGCAUCGGCGAAGCUAUCAGUACUUCUCAGAUUACUAUCAUCAGCAAGGCUGCCGUUACUGGAGAGUUGGGUAUUGCUGAGCAGCAGAACUACAUCCAGAGCGUUGAACAGCUGGAACAGUACCAAAAGUAUCAGAAUAUGAAGUUCUACGAGGAAACUCCAGAAAGCACCCAACGUCCGGAAUUCAAGACACCCAUUUCUGAUCAGCUGAACAUCCACGAAGGAGGCUUUGCUCACUUUGAAGGUCGCCUGGAACCAGUUAGCGAUCCAACACUUCGCGUAGAAUGGUUGAAGGAUGGUCAGCCGAUUGAAGCUAGCUCGCGUAUUACAACUUUCUGCAACUUUGGGUAUGUUGCGCUGACAAUCAAGCAGGUCACAAUUCAUGACGUUGGUCACUACACUUGCCGUGCGUAUAAUUCUCUGGGAGAAGCCCACAUCACCGGAAAACUGACUGUGGUGUCCCGUCAGGACAUCAUCGUCGACUCCCAGACCAGCCACAUGGGUAUGGAGAAAAUUCAAUACCUAGAGGAUUCGUCGAAAUAUUCUCGUAGCACCAAGGAAGAGCAACAAGUCAUCCAAACCGCCCCUCGUUUCCUGGGUCCGUUGAAGGCUACCAACAAGAUCGUCGAAGGACAGCGUGCUCACUUUGAAGCUCGCCUUGAACCACAGUCCGAUCUGACGAUGCGCGUCGAAUGGUACCACAACGGACGUCCAGUGAUGACGGCCAAUCGCAUUCAGACAUAUCACGACUUUGGCUAUGUGGCUAUGGAUAUUUUGGAUGUUCGCGGUGAAGAUUCCGGAACCUAUACUCUGGUUGCUACUAAUGCAGCUGGACAGGCCCAACUGGAUACGCAAAUGAUCGUCGAAACUCGUUCAGCCAUUGAUACCACCAGCAUGCAUCACGUUGUCGAACGUACUCAGAUGAAACAGGAAACUCAGUUUGUCGAACCUUCGUAUCACAUUGAAGAACUGUGCAAAUCCAAGCCAAUUUUCACUCAGCCCCUGUCGGAUCCGCAACCAGUCGGAGAAGGACGCAACAUUCAUCUGGAGUGCAAGUUGGAACCGCUGGGCGAUCCUACGAUGCGUGUCGAAUGGUUCCAAAACGGUCGUGAAAUCACUGUUGGAUCCCGUUUCAAGACCUAUUACGACUUUGGAUUCGUUGCCUUGGAUAUUCUGCAUUGUACUGCAAUCGAUUCAGGAGAGUACACCGUUCGUGCGACCAACCAGCUCGGAUCUUCACAUACUUCGGCCUGUGUUCGAGUCAUCACACGAUCGGAUAUCAUUACCGAUUCGCAAAGUGAGCUAACUCAAGAGCAACUGCAGUAUCUGGACGAAUCGUCCCGGAUGCGUCGAGAUGUCUUGGAAGAUAUUACCGUCAUGUCACCGCCGCAAUUCGUCCGUCCGCUGCACAAUAUCGAGACAUACGAAGGCACCAACAUUCACUUGGAGUGCCGUCUGCAGCCAGUCGGAGAUCCGUCCAUGCGAGUCGAUUGGUUUGUCAAUGGACAACCCGUCAAGAUUGGUCAUCGCUUCCGUCCAGCUUACGAAUUCGAUUACGUAGCUUUGGACCUGCUCGGCGUCUACCCAGUUGAUUCUGGAGUUUACACUUGUCAGGCUCGGAAUUCCUUGGGUGAAGCUGUAACGUCUUGCUCGGUUCGUAUCGUCGCCAAGAAGGACUUGAUUAUGGAGACUCAGUACCCAGCGGGACUCGAGAAGAUGCAGUACCUUGAGGACAUCUCGCGUUACCGUAAGACCGAGUUCGUUGACGAAAUAGUCAACAUCAAGCCAAGGUUUGUUACCCGUCCGAAGAAUAUCGAUCGUGCUCAGGAAGGAGGUCAUGCUCACUUUGAAUGCAAGCUAGAACCAGUUACCGACCCGAACUUGAAGGUCGAAUGGUACAAGAAUGGUCAUCCGAUCACCAUUGGUCACCGGUUCCGUCCAAUCCAUGACUUCGGUUAUGUUGCCUUAGAUAUCAUAGAUUUGAUCGCUGAGGAUAGUGGAACCUACAUGUGUCGCGCUGUUAAUUUGGUUGGCGUUGAUGAGGUCGCCGUUCAGCUGGCCUGCCGUGGAUCGCAACAGAUUCUGACUACAACUCAGAAUGAACAAGGUCUCGAACAAAUUCAAUACCUGGAAGAAAAAUCUAAGCACCAUCGGGCAGAUCACAGUGAUGACAUGCCUUCGCAGGCGCCAACCUUCACUACCUCGUUGAAGCACAUUGAAAUCAAGGAAGGUCAACGGGCUCACUUCGAGUGCCGUCUGAUUCCAGUUUCGGAUGCUACACUCCGCGUCGAAUGGUAUCACAAUGACGCCCCGGUUAAAUCUGGAUCUCGCUUCACCGAAACGAACAACUUUGGGUUCGUUGCCUUGGACAUCAUGGGAUGCUUGGCAGAAGACUCAGGAACAUACACUUGUCGCGCGGUGAACGCUCUGGGUGAGGCUGUUACUUCAGCUACCUGCAUUGUUCACACUCGCAAGAGCAUCUAUUCGGAAUCUCAGCACGAACAUGCUUUGUCCAGUCUGCGCUACUUGGAGGACAUGUCCCGCUAUCAACGCGAGACUGAAGUCGAUGAAAUUGUUACACAGGCCCCAGUAUUCACUCUUCCGGUUAAGGACGUUAAGGUUGCUGAAAACCAAGCUGUGCACUUUGAAGCUCGUUUGGUUCCAGUUGGUGAUCCAAAAAUGCGAGUUGAGUGGUUGAGAAAUGGAGUUCCCAUUGAGGCAUCCAACCGUAUCACAACAAUGCACGAUUUCGGUUAUGUAGCGCUGAACAUGAAAUAUGUCAACCCUGAAGAUUCCGGAACAUACACAUGCCGCGCAACCAACGAUUUAGGACAAGCCGUAACUUCAGCCAAGUUGAUGGUUCAAUCCAAGGCUGCUCUCGAUUUGGAAACACAAAACGAGAAUGCAUUGGAGAAGAUUCAUCAACUCGAGGAUGCCGUUCGCUACUCCCGCAGGGAAGAAGAAGAAUAUAUCGUCACUCAGAAGCCCAAGUUCACAACAAAACUUCAUGGUCCAACUAACUUGGUUGAGCAACAGAGUGCUCACUACGAAUGCCGAAUCGAACCAUACCCGGAUCCGAACUUGAAGGUCGAAUGGUUCCACAAUGGACAACCAUUGACAACAGGCCAUCGCUUCAGAACAACUUAUGACUUCGGUUUUGCUGCUCUGGAUGUCCUCACCGUUUACGCCGAAGAUUCUGGUGAAUAUACUUGCAGAGCAACCAACCACCUUGGAUCGGAGACAUCUUCCAUCAGUCUGAACGUGACAUCCAAAUCUGGAAUCGUUCGCGAUACCCAGCACGAAGGUGCCUUGGAGAAGAUCCAAUACUUGGAGUGCGACGCACGUUAUGGUCGCAAGUCCGACGAGGAACACUUUGUCGCGGAAAAGCCACAAUUCGGACGUCCAUUGAAGAACGCUAGUGUCUCCGAAGGGCUGCCAGUACAUUUGGAAGCUACGCUUACGCCGGUCAACGACCCGACAAUGAAGGUUGAAUGGUACUGUAAUGGUCGCCCGAUUCAGCAGGGUCAUCGCUUCAAGACUACGUACGACUUUGGUUUCGUCGCUCUCGAUAUUCUGUACGCACACGCUGAGGACACAGGUACUUACAUGUGUAAGGCGAAGAAUGCGGUUGGGGAGGCUGUCACGACCUGCGCUGUUAAAGUCACAGCAAAUGCUGGAUUAUAUUUGGAGACUUUGGAUGAACAGCGUCUGCAGAAGAUUAAGGAACUGGAGAGCUACCAGAAACCAAAGACACCGGAAGUGGAACCUGCUAAGCAGAAACCUGUCUUCUUGACACCGUUGACCAACUUGGAGAAUCUGAAGGAAGGCGAUUACGCCCAUCUGGAGUGCCGCGUUGAACCGAUCAACGAUCCGAACCUUAAGAUUGAGUGGUUCAUCAACGGCAAGGCCAUCCGGGCAGGACAUCGUUUCCGCACAACCCAUGACUUCGGAUAUGUCGCGUUGGAUAUUUUGUAUGUUUACGGAGAAGACAGCGGAACCUACAUGUGCAAAGCUACCAAUCUUGUUGGUGAAGCCGUCAGUACUUGCAACAUUCGUGUGGUUAACAAACGUAGCAUCAUUUUCGACUCACAGCAUCCGGACGGUUUGGAAAAGAUUCAGAAGCUGGAAGCCCAAGCGCGUCCAUCGCGUCUGGAACUCGAAGAACCCGAUGUCACUGCUCCUCGUUUCGUUACCGAGCUCAGAGGAACAACAGAAAUCAACGAAGGUCAAACGGCUCACUUUGAAGCUCAGGUAGAACCGAUCCAUGAUCCAAACCUACGCAUCGAGUUCUACCAUAACGGAAAGCCACUGCAGUCCGCAGCGAGAUUCCACAUUACCUUCGAUUUCGGAUAUGUUGCGCUUGACAUUCAACACGUUGUUGCUGAAGACGCUGGAGAGUACUCUGUCAGAGCCAUCAACGCCAAGGGACAAUGCAAGUCGACAAUCAACAUGCGAGUCACUGCGAAGGGAUCGAUCAUUUCAGAUACGCAGCACCCAGAAGGCUUGGACAAGAUUAAGCAACUUGAAGGAGCCGCUCCAUUCAAGCGUCCCGAGAUUCAGGAUGCGGUCACUAAGCAGCGUCCAGUGUUCACGCAGCCUCUGCAAAACAUUGACUUCAUCGCUGAGGGACAAACCGCUCACUUCGAGUGCCGCCUGAUUCCGGUUGGUGAUCCAAAUCUGAGAGUCGAAUGGUUCAGAAACGAAAAACCGUUGGAAGAUAGCUCUCGUAUCGCCAAGCAGCAUGACUUUGGAUUCGUAUCGAUGGAUCUUACUCACGUCCGCGAAGAAGAUGAAGGCGUGUACAUGUGUCGGGCCAUCAAUCCUCUUGGUGAAGCUGUUACAACCGCUUCGAUGAGAAUUCGUACGAAGGCUAGCAUCCAGAUGGACUCCCAGCACCCGGAAGGUAUGAGGAAAAUCAUUCAACUGGAACAACCACACGCUCCACGUCCCGAGGAACAGGAAGCUGGAUUCGAAAAACCAAUCUUCACGCAGCUGUUGACUGGCCCAUCCGAACUGUGGGAAGGUCAGCACGCUCAUUUUGAGGCUCGUGUAGUUCCGGUUGGAGACGCUAGCAUGAAGUACGAAUGGUACGUAAAUGGAGUUGAACUGAAGCUUGGAUCACGAUUCCGCACUACCAAUGAUUUCGGAUUUGUCACCCUGGAUAUCAAUUCCGUUGUUGCUGAAGAUUCUGGUGUUUACAUGUGCAAGGCUAUCAAUAAGGCUGGUGAAGCUGUAUCGUCGACCACAAUGAAGGUCAAGUCAAAAUCAUCGAUCGCUGGAGAACCACUGUUGCCAGAGGCCUGGGAGAAGAUUCAACUGAAGGAAGCCGCAAUGAACCGUGUUCCGGAUAUGUUUGUGGACACAACUCCGCAACAGGCCCCAGUAUUUACUACGCACUUGGAAAGCCACGACAAACUUCAAGAAGGUCAGCACGUCUACCUCGAAGCUCAAGUUGAGCCUCGUGCCGAUCCCAACCUCAGAAUUGAGUGGUUCAAGAACGGAAUGGCUAUUACUACCGGAGCACGAAUCCGCAGCACCUUCGAUUUUGGCCUGGUUACCCUGUCGAUCAAUGGACUGCGUGCUGAUGAUUCUGCCAUUUACACUUGCAAAGCUACCAACCAUCAUGGCGAAGCUGUCUCGACUGCUACUCUGAAAAUUGAAGGCAGUCAUUGGUUGUUGGGAGACACAAUGCACCCAGCUUCCGUUCAGAAAAUUAGUGAUCUGGAAGCUCCACGUGCUGCUUUGAAGGGAACACCUGAACCACAGUACGAGUCGCCGGUGUUCAUUACUCAUUUGAACAACGUUGAAUGCAAGGAAGGCACAAAUGUCCACUUCGAAUGUAACGUAGAACCGUCCAAGGACCCAACCAUGCAAAUUGAAUGGUUUGUUAAUGGCAAACCACUGCCUACCGGUUCCCGUUUCAAGACCACAUACGACUUUGGAUUCGUUUCACUGGACAUCAGCGGAGCAUAUGCAGAAGAUUCUGGCAUCUACACUUGUAAGGCAACCAAUAGCAAGGGAUCUGCAUCUACAUCUGGAUCGUUGAGAUGCACGAGCACUACCACCAUGUAUUUGGAUACUCAACAUCCAAUGGGUAAAGCGGGACUGGAAGCAGUUCAAGAUACGGAAGCAGCUCUGGCUAACCGCUAUAAGCGUCAAGAUUCAGGACCAGAAGGUGAUUUCCCUGCACCCAAAUGGACUGUUGAGCUACAAUCCGAAUUCCGCCUUAACGAAGCCGAAUCACUGCACAUGGAGGGACAAGUUGAACCAAAGAACGAUCCAAACCUCAAGAUCGAGUGGUACUUCAAUGGAAAAAUUCUCCAACAUGGAUCACGCUUCAAGAUGACCAACGAUUUCGGAUUCGUUACGUUGGAUUUGACCGAUGUCUACGAACGUGAUCAGGGCAUCUACACAUGCAAGGCAUAUAACUACUCUGGAGAGGCCUUCACCUCUUCAACCGUGUACUGUGUAACCAAGGAGAGCUUGAUCGAACGUACCCAACAUCCGAAGGGUACCGAAGGUUUGGAGAAGAUUCAAGAUCUGGAAGAUUCGCUGCGCAGACAAGAAGCCGGACAAGCCGAAGCCGAUGGAGGACAUGCACCACGAUUCACAUCCGAGUUUGUUGCCGUCGUUAAUGUUGAAGGAGAAAUCGCACACUUCGAUGCUACGCUGAUCCCAACUGGUGACCAAAGUAUGGUCAUUGAAUGGUUCUACAAUGGUAAGACCUUGGAGGCUAGCCAUCGUGUGCGAACUGUGUAUGCCUUUGGAAUGGUUGUGCUGGAAAUUCUUGGAACUAAGAUUGAAGAUUCGGGAACUUACAGUUGCCGCGCCACCAACAAGUGGGGAACGGCUGAAAUAAGCGUCGAACUUGAAUGCGGUGACAAAUCGGCUGGACAGAAACCGCGCUUCACCACGCAGAUUCAGAACUUGGAAGGCCUCAAGGAUGGCCAAUCGGCACACUUCGAAUGCACAUUGGUUCCGGUUAACGAUCCGGAUCUGAAGGUCGAAUGGUUCCACAAUGGUAAACCAUUGCGCCACUCCAACCGUAUCAAGCCUGUCUCCGAUUUCGGAUACGUUCUGCUGGACAUUGCCUACGUCCAGAGCCACGAUUCUGGCGAAUACAUUUGCAAGGCUUCGAACAAAUAUGGCGAAGAUACGACUCGUGCCACACUCAAGUGCUACGGAAAGGGGGGAGUCUACUUGGAAUCGCUGCAACCCGAUUCAUUGGCUAGAAUCCGUGAACUCGAAAGCCAUGCGGGUAUCAAACCAACUGCUGCCGGAUCACCAGUCGGAGAAGCACCACGAUUCGUUACCAAAAUCUCCGACAUCACCAAGCUGGUUGAAGGACAAAGUGCUCACUUUGAAGCUAGACUUACUCCAGUUACAGAUCCAGAUCUGGUGGUCGAAUGGUACUGGAAUGGACAGAAACUGCCCCAUGGUCAUCGUUAUCGCACUUUCCACGAUUUUGGCAUUGUUAUCUUGGAUAUUUUGUAUUGCUACGAGGAGAACUCUGGAGAGUUUGAGUGCCGUGCAACGAAUAAAUAUGGCUCGGACAGCACCAAGGCUACACUGAAGUGUGUCUCGAAGGCAAAUCUGAUUCUGGACUCACAGCUGCCACGUGGAAUGGAAGGUGGAUUGGAGAAGAUUCAAACCCUGGAAGAUUCGUUGGUUCGUACCCGCGAUGAGCGUGAGCGUGUUGAAGGAGGACGAGCUCCCGUGUUCACUGUACCACUGUCGAACAUCGAUAGCUUACGCGAAGGUGAAAGCGCUCACUUUGAGGGCAAACUUACCCCAACUGAUGAUCCGAAACUUAAGGUUGAAUGGUUCUGGAAUGGUAAGCCGCUCAAGACUGGAUCACGUUUCCGUACCUUCUGCGACUUCGGAUUCGUCAUUUUGGAAAUUUCGCCCGUUUAUCCAGAAGAUUCUGGAGAAUACUCGUGCCGUGCUUCCAAUGAAUAUGGUGAGGCUGUCACUACAUCUACGAUGAAGGUCCAAGGCAAGCGUAGCAUUAUCCUGGAAUCUCAAUUGCCGAAGGGAAUGGAAGGAACUAUUGAACGUAUUGCAGAGCUGGAAGGACUUGGAAUUCCACAUGGAGGCCUUUCUCCGGAUGACGAUUCUGGCAAGCCACCGGAGUUCAUCACUACGCCAUCGGAUCAAACGCUAACAGAAAAUUCAUUGGCUCACUUCGAGUGUAGAUUGACUCCAGUUAAUGACCCGAGCAUGCGUGUCGAAUGGUACCACAAUGGUAAGGCCUUGUGGGCUGGAUCCCGUAUCAAGACGAUCAAUGAUUUUGGUUUCGUCAUUCUGGAAAUUGCUGGAUGCUACCAACGCGAUUCGGGAUUGUACACCUGUAAGGCUACCAAUAGUCACGGUGAAGCCACUGUGUCGUGCAAAUUGACCGUACGGGGACGACAAGGUAUCAUCAUGGAACCACAGCUGCCAUCAAACUUCCGCACUGGAACGGAAAGCAUUCAGAAACUGGAAGAGCAACUGCACAAACGCGAAGAAAUGAUGGCCGAAGAGGAUGAGGCACGUCCACCCAAGUUCAUUGUUGAGAUCAAGGACAAUACUGAUGUGGCGGAAGGUGGACCUGUUCACUUCGAUUGUCGCGUUGAACCCGUUGGAGAUUCGUCGAUGAGAAUCGACUGGUUCCACAAUGGAAGACCGUUCGCUACAGGGUCACGUGUGCAUAUGCUGAACGACUUCGGUUUCAUUGCUCUUGAUAUGGAUUAUGCUUACGUGAGAGACUCUGGAGUAUACGAGUGUCGCGCUACGAAUAAAUGGGGAACAGCAUCAACUACUGCAAAGGUCACCGUGGUGUCGCGUGGUGGAAUAAUCCUGGAUUCGCAGCUACCAGAGGGCAUGACCGCUUCUAAACUGAAAGAACUGGAACGUGGAAAGGUUACUCUGGCUACUCAGGAAGAGCGGACUUUCGGACCACCGAAAUUCGUAUCGCAGAUCCAGUCCACCACGAUCGAUGAAGGUGAAACGGUUCGCUUCGAAUGCCGUGUUGAGCCUAAGGAAGAUCCUAAACUGCGUGUGGAAUGGUUCCGCAAUGGAAAGCCACUGCCAAGUGGACAUAGAUACAGAACUAUCUACGAUAUGGGUUUCGUCUCUUUGGAUAUCCUGUCGGUCUACAUAGAGGAUGCGGGAGAUUAUGUCUGUCGUGCAUACAACGAUCACGGUGAAGAUGUUACCAAGGCCCAUGUCAGUUGCAAGAAGCUUCCUUCUAUCGUACUGCAGAACCAGAUUCCGAAGGGUAUGCAGAAGUCGGAAACAUUGAUGCAGAUGGAAGCCACGAUCAAGAAGUACACCGAAGAGAUCUUCCUCACCGAAGAUGAUCUGUUCGAUCCGGAUAGGAAGCAGCCACCGCGCUUCGUGACACAAAUCAAGGACCAAACAAGCUUAACGGAGAUGCAGGCCACUAAGUUCGAAUGUCAACUCGCCCCGGUCGGUGAUCCGAACAUGAAGGUGGAGUGGUUCUAUAAUGGCAAACCAUUGCCGUACAAGAAUCGCUUCACACCGAUUUACGACUUUGGGUAUGUUGCAAUGAACUUCGGAUGGAUCUAUCCCGAGGACAGUGGUGAGUAUCUUUGCCGUGCCACGAAUUUGUACGGAAUGGAUGAAACCAGGGCCAUCAUCAAGACGACUGGCAAACCAGGUAUCAUCUACGACUCCCAGUUGCCAAAGGGCAUGAAGAGUAUUCAGAAGAUUCGCGAGAUGGAGGCGUUGUGGAACCUAAAUAUUCCAGAAGUUAUUGAUGAAUCCCAGAAACCGAAGAAGGAACCAGCUUUCGUGAGCCGUCCGGAUUCUAUUGAAGUCGAGGAAGGUGAAUGGGCACGCUUCUGCUGCCGAGUGACCGGUCAUCCGAAGCCGAGAGUGAUGUGGCUCAUCAAUGGACACACUGUUGUCAAUGGUCAACGCUACAAACUCACGUACGACGGUAUGUACCACUUCGACAUCCCGAAGACUCGCCAGUACGAUACAGGCAAAAUUGAAGUCAUCGCUCGCAGCUCCGUCGGCGAGGCUGUCGCAAGAUGUGAACUGAAGAUUACUCCACGUCAUGACGAUUACCGCGGAGUGUUGAAGAACUCCCCAAGACCCUGGUACGAUUACGACCUGGUCUCCUACCAGAAGAAUCGUCUCGAUACCGACCUGGAAGUUACGCUGCAGGAGGAAUCCAAAAAGAAGAAGAAGGGUCUCAAGGCUCAACAUCUGAAGCCAAAGGAGAAAAAGGAGAGCGAGACCGAAUGGCAGAAGACUGUCAAGAAGAAGAAGAAUGAAGAAUACUACAACAAAUUGGCCCAGGUUGAAAACGAGCAACUGGUAAAGGAGCAACGUCUCCGUGAAGAGAAGCACCAGUUUGCUAUUCCAGGAGAUAAGGUGGUCGGUCAGUCACUCGCUAAGGGAAUGGCAUCUGCCUAUGAGGAAACUCUAGAUGAAACCAUCGACACCUCCGAGACGACUACCGUUCCACGCAAGAAGCUUAUCCCGGAACCACAAGAAACUUCCGUUCAGGGCAAGGAAGUGCACGUAUCUCAGCAAAAGCAAACUCAGAAGGAAGUUUACGACGACAAAGAGAUAAUCCGCAAGAUAACGGCCACGGAAACUACAGAGGUUGAACACAAGGGUACGACCCACGAGCGGAUUGUAGAAGGCCCUGUUAAACCUGCAACUCCGCCAGUGUUCACCAAGAAGAUUCAACCGUGCCGUGUAUUUGAAAAUGAACAAGCCCGCUUCGAGGUUGAGUUCGAUGGAGAUCCAAUGCCGACUGUCAAGUGGUUCCGCGAAAACUUCCAAAUCAACAACUCGUCAGACUUCCAAAUCCAUACCUUUGGCACGAAAUCCGUAUUGAUUAUUCGUCAGGUGUUCUUGGAAGAUUCGGCAGUAUUCGCCGUAAUCGCAGAGAACCGAGGAGGUACCGCCAAGUGCAGCGCGAACUUAGUCGUUGAGCAGCGUCGACAGCAGGGCCGAGGAGGUGUAACUCCACCCAGCUUCGUCAACACCAUUUCCGACACUAGCGUCACUGCCGGUCAACUUGCCCGCUUCGAUGCCAAGAUUUCCGGAACGAAACCACUUGACGUGUACUGGUUGAAGAACGGCCAGAAGAUAUCGCCGAACAUCAAGUACAAGGUUCUGGAAGAGGACAACACCUACACGUUGCUGAUCAUCGAAGCGUACAGCGAAGACGCCGGAAAGUAUGAAUGCGUUGCCAUCAACAGUGCCGGAGAGGCCCGCUGCGACGCAGCUUGCAAUGUGGAAACCCCGCACACGCCAAUCAUCGAAAAGCCAGCCACGCCCGGAACCGAGCGUCCACCGAACCUAGUGGAACCGCUGAAGGACAAAACCGUCCCGGAGGGCCAAUCGGUUGAGUUCCGCACGCGGGUCACCGGCAAGCCAAGUCCCACCGCCCAGUGGUACAAGGGCGACAAGCAGAUCAAACCGUCCAAGUACUUCCAGAUGACCAAGGACCGGGACUACUUCACGUUGAUUAUCACCGAGGCGUUCCCGGAGGACGAGGGCGAGUAUCUGUGCAUAGUGUCGAAUGCGGGCGGCGAAGUGCAUACGACGGCCAGCCUGAAGGUGGUAACACCGGGCAUUCAGGACACGGUGCCGAAGCUGACCGCCAUGAAGGACUGCCUGAUCGAGGAGGGCGCCCCGGCGCAGUUCAAGACGCAGAUCGUUGGCAAACCGACGACCAAGAUGACGGUGCAGUGGUUGCGCGAGGGUCUGUUGAUUCCCGAUUCGCCCGAUUUUCAGAUAAUUCCACUAGCGGUGAUAAUGCGUUUCUCGAAACACUCGAAGCACAUCGCCUCAGCGUAA